Salvelinus fontinalis (brook trout) is the source of this 3541-nucleotide messenger RNA. Its product is annotated as mitochondrial fission 1 protein-like. Gene Ontology annotation, cellular component: peroxisomal membrane; mitochondrial outer membrane. NCBI's taxonomy places the organism in Eukaryota, Metazoa, Chordata, Actinopteri, Salmoniformes, Salmonidae. The record is from RefSeq and is a predicted model, not a curated record. The transcript is spliced from 5 exons. The coding region runs from base 261 to 800 and encodes 179 amino acids. Gene Ontology annotation, biological process: mitochondrial fragmentation involved in apoptotic process; autophagy of mitochondrion; mitochondrial fission. Gene Ontology annotation, molecular function: protein binding.
UUCUGUUGCUAAACGCUUCGUCUGUUAAGCGUUUUGUAACAGAAACCGUUUACUCCAAACAGCUCUAUUUAGUUAUUAAACUGAAGUUGUUGUUCAGUCCUGUCUCUCCUCAAAAAAUAAGCAAGAAGUUGGAAGGAACCCUGUAGACUUCACAUGGAUGAAUUUAUCAUUUAUGCGCAGCUUAUGCCAAAAACGUCGGACUAUUCCGAUUGGAAUGGCAACGUGUGGAAACCAUACCCACUUUAAAAGCGUUUGAGUAAAUGGUAUAUUUUGCGAAACUUUUGCAACAGAAUUUGCGUAAUGAAUACACCCUUGUUACUUCAUCCGGAAACAUGGAGGCUGUCGUCUGUGAUGUUGUUUCACCAGAGGAUCUCUUGAAAUUUGAGAAGAAGUAUUCUACAGAGUUGGCUAAAGGGGAUUUGACCAAAGACACAAAGUUUGAGUAUGCGUGGUGUCUGAUCAGGAGCAAAUUCCCAGAUGACAUCAAUAAGGGCAUCGUUCUGCUGGAUGAGCUGGUUCACAAGGGUACCAAGGAUGACCAGAGGGACUACUUGUUUUACCUGGCUAUUGGAAACUACAAACUGAAGGAGUAUGAGAGGGGCCUGAAAUGCAUCCGGAUCCUCCUGAAGAAUGAACCAGGGAACACGCAAGCUCUGGAUCUGGAGAAGCUCAUAGUGAAGGCCAUGAGGAAAGAUGGUUUGGUCGGCAUGGCGAUAGUUGGAGGGAUAGUUGGAGGAGUCGGCCUUGGCGUCGCUGGAUUGGCUGCACUCAUUGGGAUGGCUGCAUCAAAGAAGCUCUAAACUAUUUGCACAACCCUACUGCCAAACCCCUCCAGAUACCCAGAAUGCCUCAAUAUAACACUGGCUGAAUUGAGUAUAACACUCUCCUACCUACCUACCUACCUACCUACCUACCUACCUUUUCUUUCAAUAAAUAUAACAAUUAAUCCUCCCUUUCCAAACGAAUUAAAAGUGAAAUUAUAUUUGGUAAAAGGGAACAUUGAAGUAAAAUGUUGGGACACAACUGUUUUUGUUGCUGUACUGAAAGGAUGUAAUCUUAACACUGUAUUCAUGAACAGAAGUUUUGCUAAUUUAUUCAUUACUAUUUGAGUUAUUGUACGACAAGCCACCAUUGCUCUAUGCUGAAAUCAUUUUAGGAAGGUUUUGAAUGCUUUUCUUCCGCUUUCCCUAUUAUUUUAACAGCCUCAGUAUCCAUACAGUUGAAGUCAGAAGUUUACAUACAUCUUAGGCAAAUACACUUUAAUCCUAGUAAAAAUUCUGUUUUAGGUCAGUUAGGACACCACUUUAUUUUAAGAAUGUGAAAUGUCAGAAUAAUAGUAGAGAAUGAUUUAUUUCAGCUUUUUUUUCUUUCAUAUUCCCAGUGGGUCAGAAGUUUACAUACACUCAAUUAGUAUUUGGUAGCAUUGCCUUUAAAUUGUUUAACUUGGGUCAAACGUUUCGGGUAGCCUUCCACAAGCUUCCCACAAUAAGUUGGGUGAAUUUUGGCCUAUUCCUCCUGACAGAGCUGUUGUAACUGAGUCAGGUUUGUAAGCCUCCUUGCUCGCACAUGCUUUUUCAGUUCUGCCCACACAUUUUCUAUAGGAUUGAGGUCAGGGCUUUGUGAUGGCCACUCCAAUACCUUGACUUUGUUGUCCUUAAGCCAUUUUGCAAGUAUGCUUGGGGUCAUUGUCCAUUUGGAAGGCCCAUUUGCGACCAAGCUUUAACUUCCUGACCGAUGUCUUGAGAUGUUGCUUCAAUAUAUCCACAUAACUUUCCUACCAUGAUGCCAUCUAUUUUGUGAAGUGCACCAGUCCCUCCUGCAGCAAAGCACCCCCACAACAUGAUGCUGCCAACCCCGUGCUUCACGGUUGGGAUUUUGUUCUUCGGCUUGCAAGCCUCCCCCUUUUUCGGCCAAACAGUUCUAUUUUUGUUUCAUCAGACCAGAGAACAUUUCUCCAAAAAGUACAAUCUUUGUCCCUAUGCACGUUGCAAACCGUAGUCUGGCUUUUUUAUGGCGGUUUUUCAGCAGUGGCUUCCUUGCUGAGCGGCCUUUCAGGUUAUGUUGAUAUAGAUACUUUUUGUACCCGUUUCCUCCAGCAUCUUCACAAGAUCCUUUGCUGUUGUUCUGGGAUUGAUUUGCACUUUUCGCAACAAAGUACAUUCAUCUCUAGGAGACAGAACGUGUCUCCUUCCUGAGCGGUAUGACGGCUGCGUGGUCCCAUGGUGUUUAUACUUGCAUACUAUUGUUUGUGCAGAUGAACGUGGAACCUUCAGGCUUUUGGAAAUUGCUCCCAAGAAUGAACCAGACCUGUGGAGGUCCACAAUUGUUUUUCUGAGGUCUUAGCUGAUUUCUUUUGAUUUUCCCAUAAUGUCAAGCAAAGAGGCACUGAGUUUGAAGGUAGGCCUUGAACUACAUCCACAGGUCCACCUCCAAUUUACUCAAAUUAUGUAAAUUAGCCUAUCAGAAGCUUCCAAAGCCAUGACAUAAUUUUCUGGAAUUUUCCAAGCUGUUGAAAGGUACCGUCAACUUAGUGUAUGUACACUUAUGACCCACUGGAAUUGUGAUACAGUGAAUUAUAAGUGAAAUAAUCUGUUAACAAUUGUUGGGAAAAUUACUUGUGUUAUGCACAAAGUAGAUGUCCUAACCAACUUGCCAAAACUAUAGUUUGUUAAGACAUUUGUGGAGUGGUUGAAAACGAGUUUUAAUGACUCCAACCUAAGUGUAUGUUAUCUUCUGACUUCAACUGUAUAUGCUUUGAUAACUCUAAAUCUCUGUGUAAUAGAUAGGAAUGUUUAGAUUUGAUGAAGGAAAUGCAUACAUAAAGGAUAUUGUUAUGUGUAUGUGUUGAACCGUUUCAGUAAGUUUGUUGGUAUGUGGUUCUGCUUCUCAACCAACAGAGCAGUGUUGUCUCAGCAAUUUAUCAGAUGAAGCAUCAAGCCGAUAGUUUGCUUGAAGACCCAUGCAUUUAGCCUGGACCCAGAUGUUUGUGUUGUAUAGCUGACAGCAACCAUAUGCAUUAUGGCUAUAUAGCACAAAGAGAUCUGGGAUGAGGCUACAGUGAGGUCAGUCACUUGUAGAAGUUUUGUCAUGUGCUGCUGGUGUUAGGCUGUAGAAAAGGGACUUUCAGAUGGACUGUGGGGAUACCCUUACUUGUCAGUGGGUUUGUCGUUGACUAGAAAGCAGUUUUGAUACAAGUUGAACAAAUCCUUUCCAUACAUGGCUAAAAGGUCUCGUUCUGCAGUAUUUCUUUGAUUUUGCUCAGUUUUACCAACCCGCAAGACCAGAAUGCAACUAGGGGUCUGUUGAGUACAGAGCUGCUGAUGUCACUUUCAGUGUAAGUCACAGUAUUGUGCAAUACAAUAUAUAUUAGAUUUGAGCAAGAAUGGAAUCCGUUGGAAUGUUUGCACUCAAUGCACUGUAGCAAUAUAACCGAGUGAUGUUUUCUUUCUGCUUAUUGACUUUUUUGUUGUAGUGCCUAAUAAAAGGCAUGCUGCCAAAUAUAAAUAUGAGUAUUGUAAAUAAAGACAAGGUUGUAAGGAAA